This is a messenger RNA of Ichthyophthirius multifiliis, 905 nucleotides long. RefSeq names its product scramblase family protein, putative. The annotation marks the transcript as partial. The record is from RefSeq and is a predicted model, not a curated record. Gene Ontology annotation, molecular function: phospholipid scramblase activity. Lineage: Eukaryota; Ciliophora; Oligohymenophorea; Hymenostomatida. Gene Ontology annotation, biological process: plasma membrane phospholipid scrambling. Gene Ontology annotation, cellular component: plasma membrane. The transcript has a single exon.
AAUAAUAAAAAAUAAAAAAAAUUCUAAAUGAAUACCUAUGAAAACUAACAUUUUGUGGCCGACUCAAAUUUAAAAUGUUUAGCAGAUGCUAAACAAGUAUUACUAAUUUAAAAAACUGAUUGGGCCGAAUGUAUUUGUCCUAUAUGUGAUUUACCAAACGAAUACGACAUUUUCUUAACUGACGAAACAUACACUUAGACCUUAACCCAAAUUGGUACGAUAGUUGAAAAAUCAAAUAUAUGUUGUAGUAUAUGUUGUAGAUAAUUCCGUUAAUUUGAAUCUAGAACAAUGAUCGGAGGAACGGAAGUUGCUUAAACUGAAAGACCUUAUAAGAUUCCAUCUCCUUGUUUAGCUAAUUUUGGACCUUGUAAAUAAUAGAUCGAAGUGAAAAAAAACGGCUAAAAUCUCGGUGGUUCGGAAUGGCCUUGUUGGUGUAAUACACUUUGUUGUUUUAGAGGUUUCUGUAGUUGCUAAGAAUUAGAUGUUACUGAUUCUGUGGGUAAUGUAGCCUAUAGGAUAUCGUCAAAAUGCUUAUAAUGUGGAUAUUUGUUGCCUGUUUGCUUCUGUUUUUAAUCAUGUGCUAGAAGGCAUUAUCCUAUUAAAAAUACUAAUGGGUAGGUUGUGGGAGAAAUCACUAAUAUUUGUAACGGAGUUUGCUUAGAAUUAUGUACUAAAGCUGAUAAAUUUGCAGUUAGAUUUCCUGCAGAAUGUACUACUGAGUAGAAAUUAAUUAUAUUGUAAACUGCUAUGUUUAUUGAUUAUUUGUAAUAUGAAUCUUUUUGCUGAUUUGCUUUUUUUAUUUAUUUUCAUAUGAUAUAUUAUACAAUAUUAUUUUUAGUUUCUUUUUAUUUUAUAUAGAAAAAUAUAUUUUUAUUAGAAUAUAUAAGACAUUUUAUUUUUUUUCU